AUGAACGCUUUCAAGAAUCUUACGGCGAAAAUGCCUCCCCACACACCCGUAUCUCUAUGGCGGGUCACCAACGAGAAUCGCUUACUCCUGCGCUUCCUCAUGCUGCCAUGCCUCGCACUAGCAUGCAAGAGUGGCUCUCUGAAACAGAUCCUGAAGAAUAUAUGGCAGCCACGCGAAAUCCUCGAUCCCAGAGUCAAUGUUGUCAUCUCGGUCUCGCUUACGAUAAUCGUCACUCAAACCAAGAAACUUAACUCAUUGUUUUACUUAUGGCUGCUAUUUAUGGUAUUUGUUGUCAACGACUUUGAUGUCCAACUAAACCAUCCACAAGUAUCCCCAUGGUACCGCGAGUGCUGCUUCUGUCUCGCGAUCGUCCAAACUUGUGUGACCGUCUUCUUUGCCCUCAAAGUCGAGAACUCCGCAUGUUCAAUAUGCUCACGGAAGCGGUUCUCCUUGGCCGAUGUUACCGGAGAGGCAAGAAACUCUCGGCCUGUAUAUUUUGUUUCAACGCCGGCCUUUGGCUCCCCGCUUCUGAAUAGACGCAUAAAACGCUUGCUGGAUCGUGGAAACGCACUGCUUGCGAGAGGCUAUGUCGACUACGUCACUAAAAUCGCUGGAAGGAAGUUGAGCGAUAAAGAGAAAAAGAUGUUGUUGUCGGAUCCAGCAUACAUGGCCAGGUUUAUAGAGGCAUCAGGGUGUCUUUUAUCCAUUCCGAUACUAUUCCACGGGCUCGAAUCACCUUCAAGUCUGCUUUCACUACCGUUGGGAAAACGCUACAGUCUACUCCUGAUUAUCAUGGGCCGAAACAUGCAGACGGCUCUUCUUUGGACUCCAUGGGACCUUGUAUGCCACCAUGCACUAGAGGUCGGCGGGAUCCUUUAUGAACUCAAGCGAUCAGGAGGGCUGGACGAUUCCAUUGAGCUUCAGAAACCCCCUCGAAACCUCAACGGUUCUAAAGAUAGAGGGAAAAUGGUUUUGUCUCGUACCCAAGUCGGCAAGACGUUUUUCAACCAUGACGAAAUUCUCCAAUGUGGCGAUGAACUGAUACAAAUAUCCCCGAACUAUGAUUUAAUAACCUAUAACUGCCAAGCACUGCGCUACAAUCUCUUUCGAAGAAUCCUAGAUGAUAAUACUAGCAAUGUCCUGCGAACAGACUGGUCAUACGAGCACCCAAAUGGUCUUCUGAUACCAAUGAUAUUCUCGGUGUUCACCGACUUUGACCCCUUUAGCAAUUUCACCACAAUCUCUGGGCUUCUUCGUGGCAUGCUGGGAAUCAUACACUUCGACCACAUGCUCAAGGGAAUUACGUAUGGCACAUCAACAGCCUACGGGCGUCAAUUCUGCUUUCGCCGCGCUGGUUUGCUGGUUGGGGCCAUGCUUCUUUUUAGCCGUGUGGGCUCACCGAGCCUAGCGAGUGAGAAUGAAGAGCGGCCGUCCGUGAAAAGGGUCCUCGUUGUGCUGUUAUAUCUCCAAUGGGGAUUGACUAGUAUAGCUUGGUUGUUUCAGGUUGGUCGGGGGUACGCUCAAAAGAACAAGAAAGAAUUGGAGUCUCUACGGCUGCGUGCGAUCACCCGUGUCCUUGUUGCCCUUGUUAUUUCGAUCUUAAUGUAUGUUGAGAAAAAUUCCAGAGCAAAUGCAUGA
This is a messenger RNA of Aspergillus calidoustus, 1638 nucleotides long. The record is from the annotation of a GenBank genome assembly. Lineage: Eukaryota; Fungi; Ascomycota; Eurotiomycetes; Eurotiales; Aspergillaceae.